ACCUAUUUACUUUGAAUAAAUAUUACGAGUUGGAUUUUCAUAUAUUGUUAAUUACUUAUAGUAAUUAAAAUUCUUAAAAUCUAAUUCGUCUAUCGGUAGCAUUUUAAAUUUAAAAAUUUGUGCUUCACUGGCUAGAAAUAUAUUAAUAAAUCAAACGGACGGUCCUGAAAGCGUUGACUGAAGAAAGCAACGCUGAAAGUGUAUUAACUGGAGAUUGGUAUCAGUCAACGCUGAAAGGAUACCGUUGCUGUAGACACAAUUUUUGGUGGCUGCCCUUGUUUUGAUGCCGCUCCCUCGACUGCUGCUGACAGCGCCGAUUUGUUUACGCGCCAAAAACCGUUAAAGGCGCGCGGUUUUGUGAUAAAAAUGGAGUAACCAGUCGACCGUUGUUCUGACAAUGUGCUAGUGAAUUUUGUGAUUGAAAUCGUGGUACAAAACUGUUACAAUCCGUUCUAAGCCUCCGCUGAAAAUUUAUAGUACUCUUUAACUUUAAACUGUUCAUCAAAAACAGCGAAUAUGUCGCAACAGUUCGUUGAUGCGUAUUUCAACAACCGAAAACGAACAGCUGCCGAAGACGUGAGGAUCAGGACGAAGGUCUUGGUCCUUGACGAAGAGCAGGCUGGAAAUUUAGUGAGCAGUUCGGAACGUGGCUCGGAAAACUCCAAAAACUCUGGAUCUUUGGCUCCGUUAACUCCACAGCCUGAAGAAGGUAACCCUAAAAUGAGCCCUAUGAUCGUCUUCUCAGCUCCUAAAGAUACUACCCUAAAUUUAGACUCCAAAAAUGUUGAAGGAGAGUCUCGGAAUAUCACUCUACGCCCUAACCGAGUCGUCAGGAAUAUUCAAUUCGAUUCCCCUAAGUCUGGUGCCUCAAAGGCCCCAAAAGCAAAUGCAAAAGGACGAGGGCUCAGGGCAAAGAAAAAUUUGGCUCAGGAAGGACAAGCUGAUAUUCGAGAGACUUUUUUGAAACUUAGCAAGGAAGGGAGUGACGGUUCAGUCCAGAAUUCCAAAAACGUAGUUUUUGAAAAGAAAGGAGCUCUAAGUCCAACAAAAAAAAAGCCGCUAACACCACAAAAAAUAAGAGAACAGCCUGCUGCAGGAGCGCUGACACCAAAAAAGAUGUCAGUCAUGGAAACCCUUGCACAGCAAGAUCUUAGUAUUGGGGAAAUUAAGAACAGAGUUGUAAAGAGUGGAAGACUCGCCGAGCUAAAGGCAGCCAUGGCUAGAGUCAACAAAUGUGCUGCUAAACUUGAUGAGCUUGAAAGCAAGAAGGAAGUCAUGAAACCACAGAUCAAGAAGUUUGAGAAAAUCGAACUUGAGGUUCCUAUUAGUCCGCAGAAGGCAUUGCUCUCUCCACGCAAGAAUCUCUUAACCCCAACCAAGAAUGUAGAUCUCCCAAAAAACGCCAGUCCUCAACGGCGUCUUCUGUUUGCGCCCAAAGAGAACUCUGGAAGCCCAGUCAAAAGCAGUCCCACAAAACUUGCUGCUUACCAAAAAUACCAAUCACUAGUUGAAAGCGGAACACCUGCUCUUGCCUUGCCCUACAAUUACAGGCUUUUGGCUGAGGCCUUUAGAUGUGUGGACACGGUCGCGGCACUGUUGUUCAACAGGAAAGAAGUAAUAACUUUCAAAAAAUUGAAGCCAGCGGUACAGGAAAUGUCACGGCGUAAUUUCUCUUUAGAAAUACUUGCGCAGAUCAAAACAGUCUUUCCAAACGCUUUUGCUUUCCAUCAAGAAAAAUUGCACAAUUUCGGUACUACCUCCAAGCAGGACAAUUACGAGCUGGUUGUCACACCUUUAGUCGAGCCCAAAACUGGAAGAAAUACUCCAGAUGCAGAUAAUGUCUUAAAAUCUGGAUCAGAAACUAGCAUGUGUCCAACUGUGCUACUGGAACGCAAAAGAAUCUUCUACAAGACGCUUCUGGAUCUUGUCAAAGCUGAACAUGAGAAGUUCUUGCACAGCUUGGAUCCACCCAUGAUAAUUCCAAAGCACAAAAUAACUAGAUGGCACCCAGAAUUCAACGUGGAAAGCUGCCUCCCAAUUGAGCAAGCAGAAUUACCACAGCCACCCAAUAUUGAACAGUUUACAACUGCUCAGGACGUUCUUCAAAAGGCAAAAAGCUUGUUUAACUGUAACACGCGCAUGGAAAAGGCUCUACAGAGACUAGCCGAGGCAAAGAUGACAUGUAAAUCUGAAUCGCCGAUUGCAAAUACGACUGUCGAUGCUACAACUCAAGUUGUUGAUCAGGGAAUGAGAAAAGUUGAGAUUUCGAUCGUUGAUACGCCUCCAGCAACACCCACCGUUCAACGUAGCUAUCUGAAUUCUGCUUUCAAAGGAAUUCCUAAGGCUCUCCUAGAGAAGGUUCGUGCAAAGCAGGCAGCCAAAGCCUUAGAGGCUAUGACAAGAACGCCCAGUGCGGAUAAAGAAGCGACGCGGUAUUCGCGUUUACCAGAACUAGCGAAGAUAUUGCGAAAUAUUUUUGUGGCGGAAAAAAAGGGCGUUUUAACUUUGGAGUUCGUAAUCGCUAAACUCGACAAUUCUUACAGGGCAAAACUCACCAAUAACGAGUUGGAAGACCAUAUUAAACUUCUUUGCAAACUAAUGCCGACUUGGGCAAGCUUGCAUAAUGUUCGAAAAGUCGAUUACUUGAAGUUGUCCAAAAACAUUGAUAUCAACAAGGUCAUUCGACGACUCGAAAUUAUGGCUAAUGAUAAAGUUGGUAAUUAGCAAUGGUAAUUAAUUUCGAAUCUAAUUAAUUUCGUGCAUUUAUACAAAUACGCGCAGAGUUGAUUUUCUUUUUUUCCCCUAUAAUUAAAUAAAUAUACACAUUUAUUAUGACGUUGCUGUCAUAUUGAAUAGCCAAGUUCAAUUUCAAUUCGACAAAGCUAUUUGGUGGUAAUUUUUUACUUGCUCUUAUUUUUUUCACUAUACCACCAAGGUUUUUAUCCUUAUAUUUGACAUUCUGUAUUUGAUUUGAUUUUCUCACUGCACACUCGAGCAAUAAUUCUAGUUUAGAAAUUGAAAAAAAAUCAACCAAAAAAAACAUGCACAAUUUUUACGUUUAAUACUAGCUACAAUUUCCCCAAAAAAUAGAUUGGUAUUGAUGAAUACGAAUAUGUACUUAGAUGAUGAUUAUAAAGACUGUUUUUUUUUGUCAGUUCCUAAGGAUCGACUAUAUACGAUCGAACGGUUAAUUUUUUCACAGCCAUAUCCCAACGUAGAUAAGCGGUGGAUGCUAUUGAAUUAGAUAAAAUAUGGAGCGUGAAAAUUGUGAACCUAGUUAUAAUUAAGUCGUUAGAAUUGAGUUAGUAAGAAUUUUCACAUGAAUAAAACAUCCUUUUCGAGCAAUACUAGUGCUAAGUUGACACUCGUUCGAUUCCAAGACACACUGAAAUUUGUGGAAAAAUCAUAUUAAAAAUAAUAAAAACCCGAAAUUUCCCGGUAACGAUAUUACGUUUUUUGGUGUUUUUUUUUUCUUUUUUACUGUUGAGAAACUCCCGCGAAGGACACAGAAUAUUCGAGCUUGUUAUAAGAAAGUUGACAAAGAACUUUGCAAUAAUCGACUAUAAUGACAUGAUGAAAAUGAUUCAACAAUGCAUUGGUGAUACAUUAAAUAAUAGGUCGUUCAACAGAAUUUCUUGAACAUAAAUUAUUAGGAGUAUCCAAGUUGUGGAUUACUGUAUCGAACGAGAGUUUAUUUAGCAUAAGCAUGGCUAUACAUCCGUUUCAUUAUAGCAGGAAAGUGAAAUGAUGACAACGGUAUAAUAAUAGUAAUAAUUUCAUUUAUUGAUUGAAUUUCGAUAGUAUUCUAAUUAUCGUAAAUAAGUACAUUAAUCAUUGGGCCAAAUAAUUAUCCUAUGCGGAAGACUAUAAUACACUAAAUCGGCGCUAUAAAAUCUAUUAAUAAUUAAAUAUUUUGUUAUCGCACAAAAAUUCUUUGGUUUCACUCAUAUGUUAUAAGUGCUCAUUAAACAACUAUUAUCAUUUGA
Athalia rosae (coleseed sawfly) is the source of this 3986-nucleotide messenger RNA. It is a transcript of the gene dup, whose product is annotated as DNA replication factor Cdt1. The record is from RefSeq and is a predicted model, not a curated record. The transcript is spliced from 6 exons. Gene Ontology annotation, cellular component: nucleus. Gene Ontology annotation, molecular function: DNA binding; DNA polymerase binding. Gene Ontology annotation, biological process: DNA replication preinitiation complex assembly; DNA replication checkpoint signaling; regulation of DNA-templated DNA replication initiation. Lineage: Eukaryota; Metazoa; Arthropoda; Insecta; Hymenoptera; Athaliidae. The coding region runs from base 517 to 2724 and encodes 735 amino acids.